AUGUGCGGGCUGGUGAGCGAGAGCGCGCUGCCUCCGGUGCGCCGCGGGCCGCGCUACCCUUCGGGCCCCGGGCUCGCCUGGCCCGCGCCCUGGGGCGCGGAACUGGAGUCUCGGGGCGCCUCGGGCGUUGGAGUGGACGGCUCGGGCCAGGUCGCUGCACCUUCCUUCCCGCCGCGGACUCGCGGUGGUCUCGAGCGCUCCAGAUCUCUGCGCGGGGACGGCGGCGGCUCGUUCGCAGGAACGGGGUUCGCACUAACCGGGUCUGCUGUUUUCCAGGAUCGCCACGACGCCAGCAGCAAUGGGAACCCGCGCCUUCCGCACCUCUCUUCUGCUGGGCAGCAUCUCUACAGCCCCGGGCCGCCGCUCACGCAUACCGGGGUCUCGGAAUACCCGCCGCACCCCUAUUUCCCGCCCCCUUACCAGCAAGUGGCCUACUCGCAGUCGGCCGACCCUUACUCGCACCUCGGAGAAGCGUACGCCGCCGCCAUCAACCCGCUGCACCAGCCGGCGCCCACCGGGAGCCAGCAGCAGGCCUGGCCUGGCCGCCAGGGCCAGGAGGGCACCGGCCUGCCUUCGCACCACGGGCGCCCGGCGGGCUUUCUGCCCCACCUCGCGGGCCUGGAGGGCGGCGCUGUGGGUGCCCGCAGGGAGGCCUACCGCCGCUCGGACCUGCUGCUGCCGCACGCGCACGCUCUAGAUGCCGCCGCGGGCCUGGCCGAGAACCUGGGGCUCCACGACCUGGGGCAUCCGAUGGAUGAAGUGCAGAACGUGGACGACCAGCACAUGCUUGUUCACGAUCAAACGGUCAUUCGAAAAGGUCCUAUUUCAAUGAGCAAGAACCCCCUGAGUCUCCCCUGCCAGAAGGAGCUGGUGGGGACGGUUAUUAACCCCACCGAAGUGUUCUGCUCCGUCCCUGGAAGACUGUCCCUUCUCAGCUCCACAUCGAAAUACAAAGUCACAGUAGCAGAAGUCCAGCGACGCCUGUCCCCACCUGAAUGCUUAAAUGCCUCCUUACUGGGAGGUGUUCUCCGAAGAGCCAAGUCUAAGAACGGAGGCCGCUCCUUGCGGGAGAGGCUGGACAAGAUUGGGUUGAACCUCCCUGCUGGCCGCCGGAAAGCAGCCCAUGUGACUCUCCUGACAUCGCUAGUAGAAGGCGAAGCUGUGCAUCUGGCGCGGGACUUUGCGUAUGUCUGUGAGGCUGAGUUCCCUAGCAAGCCGGUGGCUGAGCACCUAACCCGACCUCACCUGGGAGGAAGGAAUGAGAUGGCGACGCGGAAGAGCAUGCUCCUGGCAGCCCAGCAAGUGUGUAAAGAAUUCACGGAACUUCUCGCCCAAGACCGGACGCCCACCGGGAACAACAGGCCCACCCCCGUCUUGGAGACGAACAUACAGAACUGCCUGUCUCAUUUCAGCCUGAUCACCCAUGGCUUUGGCAGCCAGGCCAUCUGCGCCGCCUUGUCUGCCGCCCAGAACUACAUCAAGGAGGCCCUGAUCAUAAUAGACAAAGCAUACAUGAACCCCGGAGACCAGAGCCCCGCCGACGCCAGCAAAGUCCUGGAGAAAAUGGAGAAGCACCGGAAAUAAGACGGCAGCGGAGGAGGAGUUGUGACCGAGGGACCAAGAGGCGGGACAGUGCCAGCGCUUGAUGGACCAGGAGCCCCUCUCCUUCGCUCUGGGGGGCCGACUUUGUUACCUACCUUCCUGUUGAUUUCUGGAUUGGCAGCAAUUUCUAUACUUUGUUGGUGUUUUUGUUUUGUUUUUUAAAAAUACACCUGCGGAGUUUUCAUUGUUUCUCUAUCGCCUGAGGUCUCCUAACUUUUGGACCAGGUAUCAGAAGAUAAAAACCAAGUAUUCUUCCCUCCUCCUCUUAAAAAAUUUUUUUGAUCCCCAUCCUCUGAAAGUUGGUGCUACAGUUAUAGAUCAAACUCAUAUGGCCACCCCCUCAGCUAACAAAAACCACACGCUUGAGUGUUGCAAUGUCAACUCACGUGAUUUACAUUACCCAGAAUCCUCUCCCUCCCCACAUUCGAGGACAAUGGCUGCCUUUCGGAGUCCACAUAAGUAUUUACCUUAUAAAGUAUUUUCACUUCAGAUAUUAAAUCCUGCACGAGGAGGCAAAGGUAUCCUAUCGCACGGGUGGG
Messenger RNA from Echinops telfairi (small Madagascar hedgehog), 2141 nucleotides. It is a transcript of the gene TFAP2C, whose product is annotated as transcription factor AP-2 gamma. The coding region runs from base 1 to 1584 and encodes 527 amino acids. The transcript has 6 exons. The record is from RefSeq and is a predicted model, not a curated record. Gene Ontology annotation, biological process: regulation of cell population proliferation; regulation of transcription by RNA polymerase II; anatomical structure development. Lineage: Eukaryota; Metazoa; Chordata; Mammalia; Afrosoricida; Tenrecidae. Gene Ontology annotation, cellular component: nucleus. Gene Ontology annotation, molecular function: RNA polymerase II transcription regulatory region sequence-specific DNA binding; DNA-binding transcription factor activity, RNA polymerase II-specific.